AUUCAUUCAUCGUACUGUAAAAAAAAAAAAAACCGAAGAUUUCAUUCAUCAUCUUCCCGAAAGGUAAAAAAGUGAACACAUCGAAAGGGUGAUCUACUUCAACAGUCUCACUGUCACCAUCACCAACUUUGGUCUGAUCUCAUUCAAUCAUAACAGGUUUAGGGUUUUGCAGCAUAUUUCAAUUUUCAAUCAAUUUGGGAUUUCAUCAACAAUCUUCAAUGCCAGAAAAGAAGUCUAAGAAAGUUACCUUCUCUGAAAACGCCAUCGCCACAAUCACACAACGGUAUGACGUAGCGACUGUGUUGACGGUGUUUCAGGAAUUAUCACAUUACGCUGCUGACGAGAAUUUUAAUUGGAAUGAAUUGGUGAAGAAAACCACCACUGGUAUUUCUACUGCCAGAGAAUAUCAGAUGCUAUGGCGUCACUUGGCGUAUGGUUAUUCCUUUCCCGAAGAUCUCGAUCAAGAAGCUCAACCUAUGGAUGAUGAUAGUGACCUAGAUUGCGAGCUGGAAUCAUUACCUUCUGGAUGUGCGGAAUCUACAUCAGAGACUUCAGCAUGUGUGAAGGUGAUAAUUGCUUCCCGCACACUAAGUGAAUCUACCCCCAGUAGCGCAACAAUUGAGGCUCCAAUGACUGUAAAUUUUCCUGUUUGCCAUUCAUCACGAACUUCAAAUAUUUCGCAGCCCUCUAUCUUGAUGGAUCAGUCAAGCAUUAUGUUUCCAGUUACUGUCCCGAGACAGACACUGCCAACUGUAUCAUCAACCGAUGCUUUAGAAACCAAGGUAACAAUUGGUGGUACCGCAGCUUCCAAAAGGAAAAGAAAAGCAUGGUCAGAGGAAGAGGACAAUUUGCUACGGGAUGCUGUUCAGAAAUGGGGUGAAGGGAAUUGGGCUACCAUGGCAAAAGGAGACAGCUUUCCUAUUAAGAGAAGUGCAACACAAUUGUCUCAGAGGUGGAGUGCUUUAAGAAAGAAAGACGGCAGUGCCAAUCCAGGACCCACCGCGACCACUGUGACCACCAACACACAGUAUACUGCUGAACAGUUGGCAACUCGUCACUCCUUAAAUUUAGCCCUUGACAUGCCAUUCAAAAAGUUAUCUGCUCCUGGAGUGACUGAUCCUGGUAGGACAUCCACAUCAAUAAAAAAUCAAGUGCAGCCUCGUAAUACGGCGCAAUUCUCCACAAUUCGUAGUUCUGUACCAUCUCAACGUCCGGCUCAACAAGCUUGUGGUUCCCCUACGAAACCCAAACUGGCCUCUGAAAAUUCAGUCUCAAAGUGUAAUGCAAUGUCUGCUCGUGAGUCAAAACCUGGCAUUGUUCAUUCUGGAGCGCAAACACAAACUGUUUCGCGAACAAAUGCUGCGCCACAUUUGAUGGUUUCUCAAGCAAAAAAUGUGGCACAUACUGUUCCUGCUUGCAGUACUUUGACAAAGACACCCAUUUCUGCUGGUGGGCACCAAAAGAUUCGUUCAAAUGUGCCUGCUGGUAGUUCUUUGACAAAGACACCCAUUUCUACUGGUUUGGCUCCUGUUCAGCCAAAUGUAAAUGUGCCUGACGGUAGGUCUUUAUCAAGAACACCCAUUGCUGCUGGUUUGCCUUCUAACCAAAAGGUUCAUUCAAAUGUGCAUGUUGGUAGUUCUUUGACGAAGAUACCCAUUUCUGCUGGUUUGCCUUCUAACCAAAAGGUUUAUUCAAAUGUGCCUGCCGCUAGUUCUUUGACGAAGACACCCAAUUCUGCCGGUUUACCUUCUGACCCAAAGGUUCAUUCAAAUGUAGCUGCCGGUAGUUCUUUGCCAAAGACACCCAUUUCUGCUGGUUUGCCUUCUAACCAAAAGGUUCAUUCAAAUGUACUUGCUGGUAGUUCUUUGACAAAGCCACCCAUUUCUGUUGGUUUGCCUUCUGACCCAAAGGUUCAUUCAAAUGUGUCUACUGGUAGUUCUUUGACAAAGACACCCAUUUCUGCUGGUUUGCCUUCUAACCAAAAGGUUCAUUCAAAUGUGCCUACUGGUAAUUCUUUGACAAAGACACCCAUUUCUUCUUGUUUGCCUUCCAACCAAAAGGUUCAUUUAAAUGUGUCUGCCGGUAAUUCUUUGACGAAGACACCCAUUACUGCUGGUUUGCCUUCUAAUCAAAAGGCUCAUUCAAACGUGCCUGCCGGCAGUUCUUUGACGAAGACGCCCAUUACUGCUGGUUUGCCUUCUAAUCAAAAGGCUCAUUCAAACGUGCCUGCCGGCAGUUCUUUGACGAAGACACCCAUUUCUGUUGGUUUGCCUUCUAACCAAAAGGCUCAUUCAAACGUGCCUGCCGGCAGUUCUUUGACGAAGACGCCCAUUUCUGUUGGUUUGCCUUCUGACAAAAAGGUUCAUUUAAAUGUGCAUGUUGCUAGUUCUCUGACAAAGACACCCAUUUCUGCUAGUUCACCUUCUAACCAAAAGGUCCAUUCAAAUGUACCUGUCGGUAGUUCUUUGACGAAGACACCCAUUUCUUCUGGUUUGUCUUCUGACAAAAAGGUUCAUUCUAAUGUACCUGUUGCUAGUUCUCUGACAAAGACACCCAUUUAUGCUGGUUUGCCUUCGGGCCCAAAGGUUCAUUCAAAUGUGCCUGCUGGUAAUUCUUUGACAAAGACACCCGUUUCGGCUAGUUCGCCUUCUGACCCAAAGGUUCAUUCAAAUGUACCUGCUGGUAAUUCUGUGACAAAGACACCCAUUUCGGCUGGUUUGCCUUCUGACCCAAAGGUUCAUUCAAAUGUGCCUGCUGGUAAUACUUUGACAAAGACACCCAUUUCCGCUGGUUUGCCUUCCGACCCUAAGGUUCAUUCAAAUGUGCCUGCUGGUAAUUCUUUGACAAAGAUACCCAUUUCCGCUGGUUUUCCUUCGGACCCAAAAGUUCAUUCAAAUGUGCCUGCUGGUAAUUCUUUGACUAAGACACCCAUUUCUGCUUGUUUGCCUUCUGACCCAAAGGUUCAUUCAAAUGUGCUUGCUGGCAAUUCUUUGACAAAGACACCCAUUUCCACUGGUUUGCCUUCUGACCAAAAGGAUAAACAUGUUACCUCUGUGAAAGAAGAGGAAAAAAGACUCGCUGAGCCUGGCUCCACACCAAAAGAGAAUGUGAAAGAGGAAGCUUCUACAUCUACUACUGAGGGCCAGGUAAAUAGAAAACUGGAUAAGGCGAGGCUAGAUUUAGAUAAAGCUAAAAGCAUGCCCAGUGAGGAAGUUUUGGAACACAAAGCAGUGCCUCAAAAUCCUGUAGGGUCUGAAGAGCGAGGAAGUGUUAAGAAUUCAAAUUUUACCCCCAACAAGGCCACUGAGAAUGGAAAUGACAAUUUGAAUAAGGAAAGUCAAAAUCUAAAUCAAGACAAGAAGACAAGUUCUGUUAAUGAAAACUCUCAGCAUCAGAACAUGAAAGAGAAACUCGUAAAUUUGCCAAAACAAGAUGAAUGUCGUCAAGGUUUGGAAGUGCCGUGAAAGUAGAAAUUGAACACAGGUAGUGGUAUAGUAUCUAGGGGAUUUUAGGCAAAUGUAUACUGCCGAUAUUAUUACUUUGCAAUUGCUUUCCUUUUUUUCUAAAUUAUGGAUUGGUUUCUUGCAAAUUUUUACAGUAUGAGUGGUAAAAAGAUUUUUGUAGAAAACGUCUUCACAGUUAUCUAAAUCCCCAAUAUUCAAUUUCUUA
Messenger RNA from Medicago truncatula (barrel medic), 3669 nucleotides. RefSeq names its product mucin-17. The coding region runs from base 219 to 3464 and encodes 1081 amino acids. The record is from RefSeq and is a predicted model, not a curated record. The transcript is spliced from 8 exons. NCBI's taxonomy places the organism in Eukaryota, Viridiplantae, Streptophyta, Magnoliopsida, Fabales, Fabaceae.